AUGGGUCUCGAUAAUCACAAACGCAAAAUGAGCAUUUCACUUAGUAUCACCCUCACAUGCCCCUCAAACAGAGGCCAGAGCGAGCAUCUGGAUGGACGGCAGGGGGAAGGAAGCACAACCUCGGUUCGUGACACGCUUCCUGUUUGCCCAAAUCCCUCAAGUCCAAUCCGAAGCGUCAUUUUCCGCCUCUUAAGGGGGUUUCUAGCGAACACGGUUUUCUUUUGCUGUGUUUAUUUGAUGCCGCUGGUCUGCGGUGAUCGGUGUGGGCCCCUUUGUGCCCGGGGUCACACCCUGCCGAAGAGACGUUUAUUUCCACUGGGUUCUGCUUUAUUCGCCACAGGAGGUGUUGCUUUUGCUGACAUAGGGAUCUGGCACGCAGCGCACGGCCCGGGCCCCACGCAAUGCUGUGUGCAGCAGGCGUCUGUUUCUCCUCACUCCAGACAAAAGCAGCACAUGGAAACUUCAUAUCAGUCAUGUGGUCUCUUCAUGGGCGAUGUUGUCGUCAUUGAUAAUUGCCUCCUCCAGAUUGUCAACUUGCAUGUAUUAGCAAGUGGGCCAGACGAGCACGGUGAGACCGAAGGAAUCCGACUUGUGUUUUUUUGGAGGGAUGUAAAGUCGGCGUUCGCUGUGAUUGCUCAUCAUCGUCGGUGGAUCCCUCUGAGAAAGAAGGGAGAUAUAAUGGCUCUUGCGGAAAAAAACAGCCGCUGGCCUCGGGAAAGGGAUUUGGGUGUCUGGAGACAAGCAGGACCAUAUGGAGCGGGCUAAGAUAGCAAGGCACACGUUCAGAAUAAUGGAUGAUGUGUCAUGUUUCAUGUUGCUAAGAAGCCAUCAAGAGACCUGGUUGGGGGAAAUCAAAAGACGUACGUACAGUAAAAGCGACUGUUUCUGCGUUUAAAGAUUUCGCUGCUUCCAUCAGCCCACGUUUGCUCUCUGUUGGCUGAACCCAUUAAUGGG
Molecule: messenger RNA, 954 nt
Organism: Labeo rohita (rohu)
Lineage: Eukaryota; Metazoa; Chordata; Actinopteri; Cypriniformes; Cyprinidae
Exons: 3
Coding region: 1-765 (254 amino acids)
Source: RefSeq, a predicted model, not a curated record